AAAGGGCGAGGGUGUGAGUGUGAGUCCAAAUAUCCAGAUAUCCGGAGCAGAUUAUGUAAAGCGAUAAGAGGAAGAGGAAGAGGAAGUUGCUGAGCUUCAAAUGGCUUUCUCACACACCUCGACCUCGUCGUCGCCAUGCACAUCAUUUCUCUCGCACCUACAAUCUUCUUCUUCUUCUUCGUCUUCGCUACUCAAAUUACAGCACCCCCUCCUCCUCCUCCUCUCCCAACGUCGCGCUCGCAUUCGAAUUCGAAUUCGCGUCACUGCUUCUGCAGCAGCUGCCGUUGUUGAGUCUUCAAACGGCGCCGUAGCGGCGAAACAGGACAGUUCCUACGGAAGACAGUUCUUUCCCUUGGCUGCCGUUGUUGGCCAAGAUGCUAUUAAAACUGCUCUUUUGCUUGGGGCUAUAGACCGUGAAAUUGGAGGAAUUGCUAUCUCCGGAAGGAGGGGAACAGCCAAAACAGUAAUGGCCCGUGGUUUGCAUGCAAUUUUACCACCCAUUGAAGUAGUCGUUGGUUCAAUAGCAAAUGCUGAUCCAGCCUGUCCCGAAGAGUGGGAAGAUGUUUUACCUGAACGCAUGGAAUUUGAUUCUGCUGGUAAUGUCAAGACUCAGAUUGUUAGGUCUCCUUUUGUUCAGAUUCCACUUGGAGUCACAGAGGACAGACUCAUUGGAUCUGUUGAUGUUGAGGAGUCCGUGAGAACAGGAACCACUGUUUUCCAACCUGGCCUUCUUGCUGAAGCUCAUAGAGGUGUAUUAUAUGUUGAUGAAAUUAAUCUUUUGGAUGAGGGGAUCAGUAAUUUGCUUCUCAACGUAUUAACUGAAGGAGUUAAUAUUGUUGAGAGAGAGGGAAUGAGCUUUAGACACCCAUGCAAGCCACUCUUGAUUGCUACGUAUAAUCCAGAAGAGGGUGCUGUGCGUGAACACUUACUAGACCGUAUUGCAAUCAACUUGAGUGCAGAUCUUCCGAUGAGUUUUGAUGAUCGUGUUGCAGCUGUGGGCAUUGCGACAAAAUUUCAGGAAUAUAGUACUGAAGUCUUUAAAAUGGUUCAAGAAGAAACAGAAUUUGCAAAAACUCAGAUCAUUUUGGCAAGAGAGUAUCUAAAGGACGUAGUUAUAAGCAGAGAACAACUCAAGUAUCUGGUUUUGGAAGCCCUGCGAGGUGGUUGCCAGGGACAUAGAGCUGAGCUAUAUGCUUCCCGUGUUGCAAAAUGCUUAGCUGCUCUAGAUGGACGAGAAAAAGUUUAUGCUGAUGACCUGAAAAAAGCUGUAGAACUGGUCAUACUUCCUCGCUCAAUCGUUAAUGAGAACCCACCAGAACAGCAAAAUCAACCGCCUCCACCUCCACCACCUCCUCAAAAUCAAGAAUCUGGGGAAGAGCAAAAUGAGGAGCAAGAAGAAAAAGAGGAUGAAAAUGAUGAAGAGAAGGAAGAGAAUGAAGAUAAUGAACAAGAGCAGGAACAGCUACCUGAAGAGUUUGUCUUUGAUGCAGAAGGGGGUUUGGUGGAUGAGAAGCUUCUUUUUUUCGCACAACAAGCGCAGAGACGCAAAGGGAAGGCUGGGAGAGCAAAAAAUGUUAUCUUUUCAGAGGAUAGAGGUCGAUACAUUAAGCCAAUGCUUCCAAAGGGACCUGUAAAGAGAUUAGCUGUUGAUGCAACUCUUAGAGUUGCUGCACCAUAUCAAAAAUUGCGUAGGGAGAAGAACACUCAAGUCGGCAGGAAAGUUUUUGUUGAAAAAACUGACAUGAGAGCAAAGAGAAUGGCACGGAAAGCAGGAGCACUGGUUAUAUUUGUUGUUGAUGCAAGUGGAAGCAUGGCACUGAACCGAAUGCAGAAUGCAAAAGGUGCAGCGCUCAAGUUACUAGCCGAAAGUUAUACGAGCAGAGAUCAGGUUUCUAUUAUUCCUUUCCGUGGAGAUUCUGCUGAAGUUCUUCUGCCUCCUUCUAGAUCCAUUGCAAUGGCAAGAAAUCGUCUUGAGAGACUUCCCUGUGGUGGAGGUUCUCCCCUUGCUCAUGGUCUGACCACGGCUGUAAGGGUUGGGCUAAAUGCAGAGAAGAGUGGUGAUGUUGGACGUAUAAUGAUUGUUGCAAUAACUGAUGGUAGAGCCAAUAUAUCACUAAAAAGGUCCAAUGACCCUGAAGCUGCUGCUGCUGCUACUGAUGUCCCAAGACCUUCGGUAAAGGAGUUGAAGGAUGAGAUUCUUGAGGUUGCUGGUAAAAUAUACAAAGCAGGGAUGUCUCUUCUCGUCAUCGACACUGAAAAUAAAUUUGUUUCAACUGGUUUUGCCAAGGAGAUUGCAAGAGUUGCUCAAGGAAAAUACUAUUACUUGCCAAAUGCCUCAGAUGCUGUAAUCUCAGCUGCCACAAAGGACGCUUUGUCAACAUUGAAAAACACGUGAAGCAUUAGAUAUCGUGGUUUCCUGUUGUGCCAAGUAUCGACUACUAGAGCAGCUUAGUUUCUGUCAACAUUAUUUCUUAAUUUUAGUGUUACCUCUUUACAUGUAUAUUUUGAGAAAUUCUUAUUGU
Molecule: messenger RNA, 2522 nt
Organism: Rosa rugosa (rugosa rose)
Lineage: Eukaryota; Viridiplantae; Streptophyta; Magnoliopsida; Rosales; Rosaceae
Product: magnesium-chelatase subunit ChlD, chloroplastic
Exons: 15
Coding region: 101-2395 (764 amino acids)
Biological process (GO): chlorophyll biosynthetic process
Molecular function (GO): ATP binding; magnesium chelatase activity; ATP hydrolysis activity
Source: RefSeq, a predicted model, not a curated record